Messenger RNA from Symbiodinium sp. CCMP2592, 10038 nucleotides. The record is from the annotation of a GenBank genome assembly. NCBI's taxonomy places the organism in Eukaryota, Dinophyceae, Suessiales, Symbiodiniaceae.
AUGACAGAGCGGAUCGAGUUCGAGAUCGAUGUGGAAGAGCUCGGUGCGGUAAAGUGUGGUGAAGUCGCUUUUAAGCAGCUUCGCUCGGUGGCUAGGGCGGCCGCCAAGGAUGUCAUCGAACUUUACUUGGCUCAGGGUGCGGGGCGACAGCUGCUUGAACAAGCAGCACAGUUCCCUGCCAUGCCAGGGGCACAGGGCCCACGGCACCUGGGGUAUAACCAGCUGUACGGUAUGGUAUGGAACCAACUGGAGGCGUCGGUUAACCUGACCGCAGAAAGGCGUACUGUGAUCGCGGACUCCAUCAUGCAUGAAGCCAAGAUGCUCACUGAUGAUGUGGCGGGUGCGGAAUCAUUCAUCCGUGCCUACAGGGUGGGUGAGUUGGCUUUGGUUCGGGCCGGCUUGCGCCCAGACGGCGACACUCUAUUGGCGGAUGCGGAUGUUAGGGCAUUGCGGACUGAUCUGCAAGCGCAACUUCAAGCACUAGUGAGGGCAGGGCAGCAGCGUGAUCUGAAUGUGAUGAUGGAGCAGAAGAUUAGCAAAUCGGUGUUCAGCUUCAUCCGUAGCCUAGCAGUGUAUGAUCAGCCGACAACGCCUCACGAGGUCAUUCAAUGCUUGUAUCGUUGGAUCGAAUCCCAGCGACGGUCACAGAAUGUGACCAUGAAUCCGCCAGUAGCCGCAGGGUCGAGGAUUCAAACGUUCCAACCACAGUUAGUGCAACCACAUGUCGCAUCAACGAGCCUGCCAUCAGCCCCUGCUGACGGAUUCCAGCAAUCCGCGCCCGCAGAAGAUGUGUAUGUAGCUGCUGUUGAUGGGUCAUUUCAUUACAUUGGGGCUCUCACUCGACCGUUUGGAGUUAGCAACACUGGUAAUGCUCGGCGUUUGGCCAGUUCUAGCUUUCAGAGUGCUUCCCCUCCAGCCACAACCGCAACAAAGUGCCCCGAGUGUCAGGGUACGCAUGGUGAUGUGAAGCAAUGCCCGGGAAACAUUGCCCGCAAUGACCCGGGCUACAAGUUGAUUCCGGGUAGUAAAAUGCUGUGUAAGUGGAAAUGCUUCGGAAAGCACCCCUGCGAUGGGAACAAUCACUUCAGCAAGCACCACCGGCAACAGUUACGGAUGGAGCGUGGCCAGCGCCCUACCUUUAAAGGCAAGGGGAAGGGCAAAGGGAAGGCCAAGGGACAAUACGUCCACAUCAAAGGCAAGGGAAAGGGGAAACACAUCUCGAGUAUGUCACCGGAUGGUAUGCUGACCUACUGGGUUGACGAAGACGGUAGUUGGUACGAUGCGAACGGCACGUAUGUAGGGGCUGACAGUGACGAAUGGCCCGCAGACGGUGGUAUCAACAGCAUCACUGUCACAACCGGUGGUAUCGAGCUUGAGCCUGAAGAAGAUGAAGUUCAGUUGGACAGCCGACUGGCCGAAUGCCAACAGGACGAGAUUUCAGAAUUUCAGUCCUACGUUUCCAGCUUGCCCGUUUCACAAAUGCCUGUCUCACCCGCGUUCACGAAUGGGCCGAAUGCAGCGGUGCUGCCUGUGACGAACCCUGGUCAAACAGGGAUGUGUACCUUGCAAGCCUCUUCGGACACUUCGGUACCUAGUGUGGCAACGGGAGAGUGCCCACAGGCUAAAGCCUGGUCGCAAGGCCAGCAUCGCAUUUCUACCAUGCGAAAGCUUUGCGUGAUUAGUGCAGAUUCGGGGCCGAGAGCCAGUGGCACCGGGGGUGUCGACAGUGCCGGGAGCACUGAUGUGUGUGGUGCCGGAGGCACAGCCGGAGGCUUGAGCAUUGUUGCUGGAGGCAACAGAGCCGGGAGCUCCAACACGGUAGCCGGCGGCAUACGAGAGACCAGUCAUGUCGAAGGCAUUCUAGGUCGGUUGGGCUCGAUUGUACAGUCUCGCAGUCUUACUUUGGAUUGCAUGUUGCAGAUUUGUGUCACUCGGGCUGAGCUCAUGCAGAUGUGCAUCCAGCAAGAUCUCGUACCAGAAGCCUACAGGGAUCGUUUCUUCCAGCAAAUCAUUCAACCUUUCAGCGAUUGCUUUUGGAUCGAUGGGGCACCUGCUCCAGAAAUCAAAGGCUUCAAGGCUUCGAUUGCGCCCAAGAAAGAUGCAGUCUUUAAGGCAGGACAGCCCUACCGGCUGUCAAGGUUCGAUGAGGCCCGUUUGAGCUUCCUCGUUGAAGAAGAAGUCGUUGAAGGUAAGCUUGAGCCGUUAGGCCCCAACGACCCCGUACCCCCAAUGGUGACACCCACAUUCGUUGUUGAUAAGAAGGGUAGCUUGAUCGGUAGGCGCGUUGGUGACUUCCGCGAGCUCAACCAAAACACGGAAGAGUAUUAUUACCCAGCGCCUGACGCGGAAGCCAUCCUUAGCCGCGCAACCGGUCAGCAUUUUCACACUACUUUGGAUUGUGUUUGGGGCUUCUCGGGCUUGGCUUGCGACGAGGAGACAAGCCUUCUUCUAUCAGUGAUUACACCCGCUGGCGUGUUCAAAACGAAGAAACUUCCGUUUGGCCCGAAACAAGGUCCUGCAAUCUACCAAAGCGUUCAAGAACGCAUUUUCGGAUCGGCUUUCAAACAAGAUGGUAGCCCGUUAGUAGACAUCUUCGUGGACGAUUCUCACCUCGGGGAUGACACAGUCGAUGACCAUUUCGCUUCAUUGAUUCAGUUACUAAAGUUGGCUAGGCACCAUGGGCUACAGUAUCGUUUGUCGAAGUGCGUGUUUUUCCAGCCUGAAUGCGUUCUGCUGGGAAACGUGGUUGGGCGGUUUGGCCGAAGGCCGGACCCCAAGAAAGUCGCACAACUUAAGGAGUGGCCCGAACCGAAAUCUUGUGCAGAUAUCAUGAGUUUUCUAGCGUUCGCAAACUAUUUGCGCAUCUAUUUAGGGCCUCGGUUUGUAGACAAGUCUAUGCCUCUCCGGAAGUACACCAAGAAAGGGAGCGACUUUCAGAUGUACGACCGCGACGUAGAAGCACAGAAAUCCUUUCAGGACAUCCGGAACACGUUAGUGGAACGUGCCGUGUUGUAUGCUCCUGAUUGGGAAGCUGCCGCGUAUCCGUGGCGCUCAGCGCGACCUUUCGAAGUGUAUAUCGAUGCUUCAGAUCAUUCGUAUUGUGCUGUUCUUUGUCAGCGACCCGCACCCCAUGCGCCUCCGCGCCCCAUUGCCUUCUUCGCGACUUCCUUUGACGAAGUCGCGACGCGUUGGAGUGCAUUUGAGCGAGAGUUUUUCGCGUUUCGUGAAGGCAUGUAUGCACUACAUAAGUACAUUGAUGGUUUCCCAGUGUAUGCCUUUUUCGACCAUCAUAAUGUGGAGCGUGCUGAAGCUGUAUUAAAAAGCCGUCGUGCUAGUAAGAAGCUUGUCGCAUGGAUAGCUGAUGCUCAGCCGUUGCUCGCCAACACGAUGCGUGUGUGGAUUGCGGGAAAGGACAACAUUCUGGCAGACAGUGGAUCGCGCGCCCCAUGGGCCGACGCAGUGGGCCAGAGACAGAAGGCCAUUGCUCUUAUCAAACGGGCAUUGCGGGAGUCCAUCUUAGAGCAAAAGCCGCAAGUUAAGAACGUGCAGCACAUCAUACAAAAUAGUGGGCGCGAGUAUUUUCUCAUUACGUUUGACAGGAAGUUUAGUGAGUUUCGCUUUUUGAAAGAGUCGCAAAGCAUCACCAUUUCCUGCUGCGGAACAGGAGGACGUGCAAUUCAUGGCCAUGACGUGGCAGCACACAUCACGCACAUUCUUUACGCAGCAUCAGUUGGUGUUCGCGAAGCAGGUAACUUUGGUGCUGGCACAUUGAAGCGUAACGGGUUCCAUGGGAAUGCAGCCGGUUUCUUUUAUGUACAUCCGCCGGAGCACGUAGCAUUGAGCACAUGGGAUCCAAAAUGCGACACCUUUGUGCCAAGACAUGUGUAUUGCUGGAAUUCAGUAGACGUGCGACGUACUGCGGGCGGCUCACUAGAGUGUAAGUGUCUAGGCCAUCCGGUAGGAACGGACCCGAUGUCACUCACACCUGAGGAAUCCAUUGUGUAUGCGGACGGCUCGUCUUUGGAACUCACUGGAAAAACGAGUGUUCUUCGCAAACUAAUGUCGUCAGUCACGGCUCUUGCUCAGCAGAUGGGUGAACUUGGGACGCCCGUUCCCAGUUCUUCGACUUUUGGGUUCGAUGGCGAGGAGAAUGGUUUAAAGGUCCCCGCAAGCCCUUUGGAGUCAGAUGUCCUCAAGUUUGGGUUGGCCUAUUUUUGGGCAGUCCAAAGAGAACCCCUCACAUCGAUCACUGUAGCAUGCAACGUGAAGGAGAUCGAGGUUGUACCCAUUGGGUCUUUCGAUGCCCAUCGGGAAGCUUUACUUGGUGACGAUACUCGAGCUGUUACGGCAUUGUUGUCAGCAUCAUGCGCAGCAGAUCCUCUGUUUUCAAGCGUGUCCAUGAACAACGACGUCAACAAAAGCAAAGCCGAAGCCAGUGAAGCAGCACCGCAGCUUGUAGGAGCAGCCGAAGAAGAGUGGACAGGCUGUGAUUAUGAUGAAUGUAACAUGUUGAACGAGCUUUUUAACGUGUGGCAGCGUCGACAACGUUUCUUGAGAGGUAAACGCUGCAUGUACAAUGAUGCUACAGACCAAAUCUUUCAUGUAGCCAAGGACUCACAAACUUUGGUCAUUCCUGACCUUGCUGGUUCAAACCUGUCACCUAACAUGUUUCCAUUACGCUCCACUUUCGCUUACUUCGAAACUCCGGUUGAGAGGCCAAUCCCAACGCAUGUGAAGGUAGGGUGGUAUCGACUUGAGGCUCAGUUUCGCUACCUCAACAGCACCAGUCGUCAAGUAGCCGUCAAGGUUCCCUGGUUGUUGAGUGUCUUUUCAACCGAUGAGCACAUCAUGCCUGGGAGCGCUGUUCUAGAUGACAGCGAGUCAUGCUCAUUGAUUUCUCAGGGAAAAGGUUUGCAUUUCGAACACCAGCAGCUCCAUCGCAUCCAUCGUCACACGGGUAUUCCACUCCCGGAACUUCGGGAGGCCGCUGCAAGGCUCCCAGAGUACCGACUGUACUUCGGUUUGUUGCAGCGUAGAUGGUACAGUACCCAGACCGGUUUGUAUGAGUAUUUUACGGUAGUUCCGAAGGGUGGUUGGAGAUCGGUGGAGUUUCAAGGGGUCAGUCGUAGGUUGAGUUUGCGUCGUUACGUGCUCAUUUCACAUCAUUGCUCGCCUAUGGGCGGCCACAAAGACAGGGACCGAACAUUUAGCGCCAUCACAGAUGCAGGUCUCUGGUGGAAGGAUUUGCGUACUGAUAUUGACGCACUCAUCAAGAACUGUUUGGUUUGCAGAGUUGCGAAGAGUAGACCGCUUGUGACCGGUUUCAUGCGAAGUCGUGAGUCAGAUGGCCCUUUUCGCGUACUUAUCAUGGAUUUUAUUGGGCCGCAGAAACCUGCGACACCACGGGGUAACGAGUAUUGUUUUACCUGCGCUUGCGUCUUUAGUGGCUGGUAUUGGUGCAUACCCUGUAAGAAAGAAGAUUCCGCGACAGCGGCCGAGCUGUUUGCAGAACGUGUCAUGUUUGAUUUAGCAGGUGUACCGGCAAUGCUGUGUUCUGACAGGGCCAAAGCCUUCACAGAGUCGGUAGUCAAGCACUUGAAUGCAACGUUCGGCAUCAAACAGGUAUUAAGGACCUCCUUGCAUCCACAGUCACAGUCAGCAGUUGAACGACCACACCGGGAGUACCGCACACUUUGCAAGCAGUUUAUGCGUGAGUUUGCUAACAACUUUGAUGUGGUAGCGCCUCUGUUUCAGUGGACUGUUCGCACUUCGUGCAAGGUCUUUAACGGUUCGUUCACCCCUUAUGAAAUCAUUACAGGAAUGAAACCUCGAACUGCAUUGGAUGGUUUGUUGAGUACACCAGCCGUCGUCCAAUCAACAUCUGUAGACUCGUAUGUCACGGACUUGAUUCAGUACUUGCGAAAGGUGCACAGCUUCGUUGAGAGUGAACAUCGUCGUGUCCGUAGCGCGGAACAAGAGCUGCAGAUGCGCAAAUAUGGUGCAAAUACACACUUCGCAGUUGGUGACUACGUUCUUCUCAAGAAGGGCUCUAAAGAUUUGGGAUUCCACCAACCAGUUUCGGCAGACAGACUGGUGCCAGUGCAGCUGGCCGUUGGCCUUGACGGACGAGUCCACGUCAAGUGGGACGACGACGGUCUUUUGGCAUCGUUGCAUACAGUGGCCGAUCUUUGCCAGUCGCCAACCUUGCAGGAUGCAUGGCGAUCCGUGGAGCGAUUGGUGAGUCGUCCAGGAGAAGAUGCGGAAACCCAAGAAGCCGUCGAAGGUUGCGUGGAAGGGCUGUCGUUUCUGAUUGGCGCCGCGGCAGCUGCAGACGAUCUGCCAAGAGCUCGCCAAAUCUGUCUUCGAUUGAUGGCAGUGCAAGAAGAGCUGAAACUUGGACACGUCGACAGCAGAAAGGGUGACCAGAAGCCUGCAGAACUCCUGCCGUCUUCAGUAUUGCAUGCGCUCAUUUGCGCUCAUGCUCGUGGCGGCGAUGCAGAUGCAGCCUUCUCUCUUUUAGGCUCGUUGGAGGCAGCUCAGGCAGAGGGCAGUACUGGUGCAACCGAGAAGAUCCCGGUGGAGAUCUUUGAAGCCCUCAUCGAAGGCUUGGUAAGUGGGGGGCGCGUGGAAGCUGCCUUUGCGGCUUUUAAUCGAAUGCGGACGUGGGCGCUAUUGGUUCCGUCGCCGCAGCUUUACACACAGAUGAUCAAAGCCUGUGGAAUUGUCCGGGAUCCCGAGCAGGCCCAGAGCCUCUUUGAUGAGAUGGCUUCCAGGUCUGAGCCGACUGAGACUGCGAGGGCUGAGCUUGCCGUAGCCUUAUCAAGCAGACGACGCACCGCCAGAAGCGCCUUCGCCGUCGCAGGGGAGGCAGCGCGGAGAGGUGAAGCUCUUGGGCAGCGUCUGUGUGUGGCUUUGGCACGUGCUUGUGCAGAAGACGGGCGUGCGGAUGAGGCCAAACUUCUCAGAAGGAGAAUGAUGGCUGCCGGGAUUGUUCCUGAUGCAGGCAUCCGAGCUGACCUGGUGCGAGCCUUCGGCGCAGCAGCGGCCACGGCUCGAGGUGGCGAGCGGACGAGGCUUCUUUCGCAUGCAUGGCGGGAGGUGCAGGAGGCCAAGGCGCAGGGAGCGCAUCUGCCGGCGGAACUGCUACAUGCCUUGCUUGCAGCUUAUUGCUCUGCCGACUUGGCAGGUCAUGCACAAGAAGUGCUCAUGAUGAGCCAGUCACAGCUUGGAGUGGAGCCGGAUGAAGUGGCUUACGCUAUCGUCUUGUCAGCGUUGGAGGUCGCCUCGCCAACAGAGUUUCGGCGCCUAUGGUUCCACAUGAGGAACAUGCCAGCACGUCCUGGCGAGGUGCUUUUGCAGUCAGCACUUCGUGUGGCCGUGAAGCUUCAGGAUCUCGCCUUUGCGCGAUCCGUGUUGGAACUGCUCUUCCAGGCCAAGGCGGCCCCAGAGGCUGCCACCAUGGCAGCGCUUGGGGCGGUGACGGGUCCGGAAGCUGCUGCCUUGCGCCGCCUCCUUGCUGCGUUUAGCAAGGUGGGAUCUCGCCCUGCCCUGACCAACCAAAGGCAAAGUUCCGAUGGAGAUGGUGUGGCUGCGGCAGAAAAAGCGCUUCGUAGGUCAGGAGAAGGGCAGCAUGCAGCCUUGACAGCUGUCACCGGCAGCUCAUGCUCACUUUGUGCCACUCCGGUUCAAGCUUCGGAGAAAGGUGGGACUGCUCCCGGAUACCUAGAUGUGUUUCUGCAGCGCCGCCACAGAGAUUGGCAUGCAGUGCAAGCAUCGCCUUCCCGGCAUCAACCACGUGCGUGUGUCAAUGCAGGUGAUCUUCAUGGUGCCUUCCCCAGUUUUCUUUCGGGCGAGUGUGGUGAGCCAGAGGAUGUCCAGAAGUCGGCCGAGGUGGCAGAACCGCCCGGAGAAAGUCCCGCACCGCGCGGGAGGCGCCAGAGUGUGCUCUCAAUUUUCGACGUCCAAACAGAUAAGCCAGACAAGCAGCCGCCCUCCAGAGAGGGAUCAUUCCUUCGGCGGCUCACGGGCAGUUUCGCGCACGAGGAGCCCGGCCUUGAUGAGGCCCAGAAGCAAAGGUGGAAGGAGAUGAUGCAACAGGCAGGCAUUUCCUCGCGAUCUGGCUCUGACAACGCGGCUGUCCAAGAAGAGGAUGGGGACCAAGAAGAGGAGGGUAAGCCAGGACCAGGCUUGAAACGAAGUGGCACUGGCUGGAGCAGCAUGCCGAAAAAGGAUCGCCAAGUACAAGACCGGCUUAGGGCCUUGAAUGGAAAUCGAUGCCUCAAGUCUAGGCUUCUGGCGGCGACCGUUCUGGAGUCGGAGGCGUUUGAUAUCGUGAUGAUUGUCAUCAUCCUCGCGAAUGCAAUCACCAUAGGCGUGGAGCAGAAUAUCCGUGUUGAGGGCGGCAACACCAAGGACGGUCCCCUGAACGUUUUGGAGCAUAUCUUCCUCGUGAUUUACACUCUUGAGAUUUUCCUGCGCUUCUUUGUGAACGGUCCAUGCAAAUCCCUUCGGGACCAUUGGGUGAAAUUUGACACAAUUCUGGUAAUUUUGGGCUGGCUGGUCCUCUGGAUUCUGCCGGCGGCAAUGUCGCCUGCAGACGAGACGGGCGAGUGGUCCAGCUUCUUAACAUUGCGGACACUUAGAUUAUUGCGCCUAGCGAGAACCGCCCGCAUCAUCACUAGAAUGCAUGAACUCUGGAUGCUGGUACAGAUGGUCACAUCUUGUGCUAGCACUAUGGUUUACACGCUUCUGUUGCUAGUCACGGUGUUGUACCUGUUCUCGUUGCUCUUCGUGGAGGUUAUCACCAACCACCCCAUGGCCAAAAAUGAGGCGACAGACCCUCAAUUUUAUGAUGUUGCCAAUGAGCAUUUCGGCAAUCUCUUCGUGACAUUCGUGACGCUUGUUCAGUUCGUCACAUUAGACUCCAUGGCCAAUGUCUACAAGCCUCUUGUCAAGGUGGAUCCGGGCUUGGCCGUCUACUUCGGCGGCUUGGUGCUGGUGAUCUCUAUCGUGCUGAUGAAUCUCAUCACCGCGGUGAUCGUCAACAGCGCGCUCGAGCAGGCCUCGAGCAAUAAAGAGAUACAGAGGAUCCAGGAGAACAAGCGUCGGAAGAAGACGAUCGAUGAGCUCCGAGGGAUGUUCUCGCGCCUAGAUGAAGAUGGCAGUGGGACCAUCACUUUGGCGGAGAUCAUGGAGGCUACAGAAGAGGACCAGAUGCUCUUGAAAAAGUUCUUGACGCUGGAGAGUCCGCUGGAGAUAUUUCGCAUGCUGGAUAUAGAUAACUCCGGGCAGCUCAACAUCGACGAAUUCUGUGAGGGGGUCAUCCAGGCCGUCACCUCAGAUCGGUCGGUGGAGUUCAAGCGUAUCGACAAGAACUUCAAGCAGCUAAGAAAAGAAGUCAGGGCCUUGCAGCUGUCCGUGGACAAGUUGACGGGACUGCUUGUCCAGACCCUGGGUGCCGGGUCAACAUUGUCGACUUCAAGCGUGCAACUGUCAACCGUGUCCCAGGAUGUCAGGGACGCGAAGAACAAGCGCAGAGGAAUCUUUUUCGAAGAGGAGGCGAAGUCAAGGGAGCCAGUCAUGGAGCCAGAGCCUCGGGGAGCUCUGGAGACGCAGAUGCCUCCGAUCUGGGCCACGGAUCUAUUUAAAUCUCUCAGAGAAGAGUUGGCGCAAGAAUUUUGGCAGGUCCGCAGUGACCUCGCGCGGGGCAUUGCCGUGACGGCGCAGCAGGCCGCACAAGUCGCUGCAGGUCGACCUGCCGACGCAUCCGAUCUACAUCAGGAGGUGGUAGCCGCCAUGAAGUUGGCGUGGGUCUCCGACAGAUUCCUGCACGAGCGGCCACAUGAGAGGGCAACUGGCCCGGGUGCUGCUCGAGAACUCCAAGGACAUCUGUCGAACAAGUUCAAGGAAUACCCCACUGCAAGAGGCGAAAGGACUGGUGCUGCUGUGGUGCCCCGUGCAGCGCCUGCCAUGCCACCAGCGCCGCCGCAGACGGACACCGACUCACCACGGUUCGAUCUCGGGCCGUGGAAGGAUUGA